Messenger RNA from Homalodisca vitripennis (glassy-winged sharpshooter), 4964 nucleotides. Its product is annotated as putative RNA polymerase II subunit B1 CTD phosphatase RPAP2. The record is from RefSeq and is a predicted model, not a curated record. Bases 292 to 2178 code for a protein of 628 amino acids. Gene Ontology annotation, cellular component: nucleus; cytoplasm. Gene Ontology annotation, molecular function: RNA polymerase II CTD heptapeptide repeat phosphatase activity; RNA polymerase core enzyme binding. The transcript has 7 exons. NCBI's taxonomy places the organism in Eukaryota, Metazoa, Arthropoda, Insecta, Hemiptera, Cicadellidae.
AUAUAUAUGUGGUAAUAUACAGAACUUGUGUCAUUCCAUUUUAUGUAAAUCAAAGAGUCAGGUAGUGACAACAAUUUUAGGUUAUUCGUCAAAUAGUAAACUCAAGACCAGGUCAAAUUAGUGGAGUAAAUUAGGGCUUUUUAAUUCAUGAAAUUUGAAUUAAAAUUCAUUCUUAGUCUUGUUUUAUCUGUGAGUUCCAUGGAGUAAAUGAGACUGUAGAAGAAAAUAAAUUAGGUUAUGUAAAUUUACUAGAUCAUUAUUUGGCUUUCUAAGUUUCAAGAUAAAUCUAUUAUGAAUAAAAGCUAUAGUGAGAAAAUCAAACCUAAAUCCAAAAGGCCUAAUGAGAACUGCAAUAAAUCGAAACCUUCAGUUGAAGCAAUUAAAGUAACAAUUGAAAAGAAAAAAGAAUGUAAUUCAAAAGCUUUGAAGAUCGUUACUAAUUUUUCCGAUGGAAUCGUCAGUGAAUCUUCUCUAGUGGAGAAUCUGCCAUUUAUUAGCCAAGAACAUUAUCAAGACAUCAUUGAAGAGCGUGCUAUAAACAAAUUGUGUGGUUAUCCUCCUUGUGGAAGGCAUCUGGACAAGAUUCCAACAAAGCAAUAUCAUAUUUCAACAACUCACAACAAAGUGUUUGACAUUACAGAUCGCAAAUUUUGGUUUCAGAAUUUCUGCAGUAAUCUGUGUUAUAAAGCCUCUAGAUAUCUAAAAGAUCAGAUCCUGACAAGUCCUCUGUGGUUGCGUGAUGGCCAAUUGUCACCUGAGUAUAGGCUAAUUUCACUGCAGUCAAAAGGGGGCAUUGUUGGAGACGAAGUGGAUUUAGGUCAUUCUUGUAUUAAACCGGAACCUGACGACUCUUUAUCAGCUGGUCUGUCUAGAACUGUAUCUGGGGCUAUGUUAGAAACAAAUAUUGAUAAUCUAGAGACUAAGAUAUACCCCUCCUUAGCUAACGAAUAUGAUGAUGACUCAGCGGAAGAGUCAAGAGAUUCAAAGUGUGAUCCUUUACCUGACAAUAGUCAAUCUUUUACCUUUGAAAAUACUAGUCCAAAACAUCAAAAUUCUUUUGGCGAACCUUCAAACGGGAAUGAGACAAGUAGUAGUUCAAGCGUAGGCAUUUCAACUAGUACAGAAGACAAAAAAAUGUUUAUUCAUGUAUCUCCAAAAGAAAUCACUGAAAACCCUGAGAGUCCAGUAAAAGUUAAUUCAUUGUUAUCAAAUAUAUGUAAUGAAGACAGAACCCAAAUCAAUACACUAAAUUUAAAUGAAUUAAAAACUUCAAACUGUGUGGCAUUAGAUAAUAGUAAGGUAAAUUCACAAAAAUUAAUAUCAAAACCACGUAAAAUUUUGCACAAGAAAAAAACUGAAAAUAAAGAGAUUGAUAUUUGUUUAUCCCCUGUACAAAGUGUUGUUUUAAAAGUUGAACAGAUCUUGAAAGAGUGGCUUUCGUUUGACUCGCUUUGUAUGCUAUUAGGAGAAAAUAAGAUUAAGGAAAUAUUAGCUGAGAAAAAAGACUAUAUUAAAGAUUAUUACAAUAUAACAUGUCCUACAGGUGACAGCCACUUCUAUGAAAGAUAUUUAGCCAUUUGUAAGAAAUUGAACAUUUUGGAGUUGGAAGAUACUAAAGUCGAUGCAUCAUUUAGGGAAGAAUCUAAAAAGCCUCUGCCUGAUUAUGAAACUUUAAAAGAAGAAGCAAAAAACAUGGAUUUGAAGGUUAGAAUGUUUUACAGAGGUGACAAACAAGUCCAGUUUGGAGAACCCAGCAACAGUGAAAAUGAACAAGUUUUAAAUGAAGAACCAGUACUACCACUUGUGGACCUCCAUGCACAAAAAGCUCUGCGCAGACGAAUUGUCAUUGAUAAACUUCGAAGAGUUUUACAAGAUUUACAGAAGAGUCUUGGUCUCAAGGGUUUCAACUUCAGUGACGAAGUCCGAACUCUAAUUGGGACGUUCAUCCUGUCUGCUCAUAAUAUUACAAUGAAGCCUGGAGAGUGGAACCUCAUUGCUAUUGUUAUCAUUAAAUUGCUAUCAUUGAAGGACAAGUCUUUAGAACAAGCUCUGGGGUCUAGUUCAACUAGUAAACAUCUCACAUUGCUAUUAAUGAGCUAUUCUUUGGACGCAGGCUACUUGGAUCGACUUAUUGUUUGGUUAACUGACAUUGAAUCUGUGAUACAGAAGCUCAAAUAGAUUCAGCCAUCUAUCUGUACUUGGAGAGGUAAAUGGCACAAUGAUAUCCUUACAAGAAUUUGCGUCAGCAAUCAACGUAGAGGAUUUAUUAUGGAAACAAAUGGAUCAAUUACAAUUUAACAAUAUCCCACAGGAACACAUAUUGCAAACAUAAAAAUCAUUGAAGGUUUAUUUUACUUUCACAAACUGAAGUAGAAUGCUUUACAUUUGUCACAGUUUGUGUUGUUCUUUGUAAUCUAAUUUUAAAUGUAGCUGGUCCUACAAAUCAUUAUCUCUCUCCUUUUUUGAGAGUUUUGGGCAAUAUUUGUUACAUUAACCUGUUAAUUUAAACACUUGUAGCUUAAUUCUUUUCUCUAAAUCAAAAAUUCAAUAGUGGAUUGUUUUUUUCUUUAUUUUUGCCUUAGAGAGCAUUCUGAUGAUAUAUCCAGGAUUAUUUAUUUGCUCUCAAAAUCUUGACAUAAAACAUUUUACAGAUGUCCAUGAAAUAUAUCAUAGUUAAGUCUAAAUGCAGUUUAUAUGAAAAGACAUUUUAUAGUAUCUUUAUUUCAUCAAAAAAAUAUUUUCUGCAACAUAUUUUGGUAAUGGUUGUGAAAACUUCCUGGUACCAGAAAUUCAAUACUAGUUUGAUAUUGCAUUAAUAAAUCUUAGUUUUUUAAAAAUUAUUUACUGAGAUUUUUAAUUGAAUAUCAAGAGUUUAUAUUUAAUCUUUGUUCAUUAGACAGUAUGAGUAACUUAGCUGUUUUUAAGACAUAAAAAGAUAUUUCAUCAGUUGAAUAUAUUAUAUUUUUAAGAGAAUGUUUUCUACGCCAUUAGCAUUUUGUAUUAUCAUCACAUUAAACUUUUUUAUGGAAAACGGCCCAAACCCAAAUUACAAAUGUUGUUUGACCUAUCUAGGAAUCGAACCCAUUACCUCUCAAUUGGAGAACCCUAGCCUUACCCAUAUGCUAAUGUUAAUAAUUAUUUAAACUUGUGUUAAGUUCUUAAUUGUCCUGAAACAAUUACAUGUAAUGUAAAUGUUUUAUCAGAAUUGUAUUCUUGCAAUUCAUACAUAUAAGUUCAUACUUACAUGAAACUCAAUACAUUACAAAUAUACAAAGGUUUACAAGAUCAUAAAUGUGAUAAAAUUUUUGUGAACAACUGAAAAAUAUGAAUUUUAGUAAAUAAAUCAAUGUAUUUUGUAUGGAAAUAUUUUAUAGUUUUCUUUUGAAACCUAAUGAAACUUUCAAUUCUUUGUAGUUAGUAUACAUAUCUAACCACAUUGUCUUUCAAUAAAAUAUCCUACCAGCUCAGUUGGAAGAAAGGUAGAUUUUACAUAUGGCCGUCAUCUUAAAAUGACAAACUGACGAUGCGUUAUUAGUUUAGAUGUUUAAUUUGUACAACACUGAUCGGACAAUAACUCUCAAUGUUAACAUAUUAAUAUACAGGGUUGGUGAUGGCUUAAUAUUUUUUAAACCGUUACAGAUGGAACUAUAUACGUUGGUACACUGUUAUUGGGCAUAAAACAAUAUUUUACUACAAUUUCAAUGAGCCGCUACCACUUCAGGGGACGGCCUACAAAGAGUCUGAAGAAAAUCUUAAAUAGAAGCAUAGGUUGAUAUGCACAUCAAAUUAAAGGUCUUUAUUAGUAGAAUACAUGGGCUCGGUUGUCCGUUUAAAGUGGAAUUUGCGACAUUGUAUUCUAAUAAUAAAUGUAGGUAUAUAGUUAUACCUUUAAUUUGAUGUGCAUAUUAACCUAUGCUUCUAUUUAAGAUUUUCUUCAGACUCCUUGUGGGCCUUCCCCAUGAAGUGGUAGCGGCUCAUUGAAAUUGUAGUAAAAUAUUGUUUUAUGCCCAAUAACAGUGUACUAACUUGUAUAGCUCCAUCUGUAACGGUUAAAAAAAUAUUAAGCCAUCUCGGGACUUUUCACCAACCCUGAAUUGUAACACUUUCAAACAUUAAGAAACUCCAUAAUUUAUAAACCUUACAAGAUAAAAAAUAUUUUAAGCAUAUAAAUUUCUUUGUAAAAAUGUGGACUUGAAUUAUUUGCAAUUAAUCCAAAAUUAUGUUUUUAAACAUAAUUUACUUAUAACGAUUUAAUUUUAUACUUCUAUAACUUUAAACGGCCACCCUUUUGAAAUCUUAAUAGUUAUAGAAAAAUAAACAAGAAUAAAUGUAGCUUGAAAUUGCUUGAUAAUUUUAUGAAGUGUCAAUUUGGAAUUAUAUUUUAAAAUACCCAAGCUGAAAAUGCGAAUGACUGCCAUGUUAAAAGUUUUUUAUUGGUUGAGGCGGCUAAUAACUCACCCACACAACUCUCUGUACCAUGUUUAGUCUGAAUCCGUUAAGAACUACAGUAGUUACUGUGUUCACAAUUAUUAUUCCUCCAAUGUUGUAUACUACAUAAAUCUUUGUAUGCCCACUAACUGGAAAUCUUACGAGAUAUAAAAAAUACGUAAGAACAAACAUUACUAUAAAUUACCUGAGGAUUCUAAAACACUUAUUUUGUUUUUAGUUAUACACAUAACUUAUAUAUAACCAUUCUUCUUCCAACAUUUUAAUGUUCGCCAUCUUGAAGUGCAUUUUUUACUUCCUUUGGAUGAAAACGAUCAUGUGCAAGAUUAAGAAAGUUAUAAAAAGAAUUCAUCUUGGAAAAAAUACUGGAAAAGUAUUGAUACUUUGAGUAUCAUUUAAAUAUAUAUAAAUGUGUAUGUAUGGUUGUAUAUCUAUUUACAGAUGAUGUAAUACUGCUUACAGUAUUUUAUUAAAAUCAAAGUUUGUAUAUUAGAAAUAAAAUAUUCAUGUUUAUUUGA